AAGUGUAACAUAACCACACUUAAGAGUGUCAGUCAUAUUUGUUUUGGUUUUGUAAAUAAUAUUAUUUUUUGUAAGUAAAUAAAAUCAUGGAGGAAACUCGCAGAGAUAAAGUGAAAAAAUCAAAAAACGAUCAAAUUUCUCAGAUAGUCGCUACAUACCUUCAGAAACGAAACUAUCCAGAGAAUAUAAAACCCAAAGAAAUCAAUGAGAAUCAAAUGAAAUUGUUAAUGUUAGUGGACAGUGAAGUAGGCAGAGCCAAUUCAAUUGCAUACACUUGUUAUAAUAGUGAUCCAGUAAUUAUAGACCACAGUUUUUCAAAGUUUAUUUCAUGGUUGAAAGAAGUACAUAACAAAUCCAAGGAAUAUCAAGAUUUGGAUAGCAUAGUAACACCUUUAUUUUGCCAUCUGUACAUAGAGUUAUACCAUAAAACACAUAAGGAUAAGGAUGUGCCAAUAAACUUCUUCAAACUUCAUCUUCCAACAAUUGAGAAAUUUAAGUGUGAUUAUACACUUAAAUCACUUAUAAAUGCAGUAAAUUCAGACUCGUUGGAUGCUGUGAAUUUAAUAAAGCUGUUCAGAAGUCAUCGUUAUUAUGUGAAUCUCUCUCCAAGAUCAUCAGAGUUGCUAAAAAAGUACCUAUCAGAGAAUUCGCAUGUUGUCUUGAUUCAAAUACUCCAAACAUGGUUUGAAAUUAACAUAGAAGAGACUGAAGAAGGUGAAGGUGUUGACAUGGAACAUAAAGAAUAUAUGAAUGGAUAUGCUCCUCACAAUUCAUCCAAGCAUGAAUUAUUGAAGACUCUCAAUGAUGCUAUUCUUGCACUUGAUAAGAGACCAAAAAGUAUUUUUAAAUUACAAUUGAGUAAUUCCAAGAAUGACAUAAAUAGUGGAUUAAUGGAUAGGCAGCAUGGAUUUUAUGUGUACAAUUAUGAUUCAAAAAUUGUUGUUAGUUCCAUACAGCCUUUGAAAAGGUUAGAGUUUAGUGACAGUAUUGGUGAUAUUAUAUUUAAUGAACAUGGUGAUAUUGUUUAUGACUUCUCAUACAUGAGACAUAGUAGGAUGUUAUUAUCUGCAUCCAAUGAUAAGACAAUGAAGAUGUUUGAUUUGAAGACAUUCAGAUUGGUUAAUACUUUCAAGGGACAUGAUUAUCCUGUCUAUAAAGUUGCUUCAAGCCCCAAUGGCUGUUACAUUUUAACAGGAUCUUAUGACAGUUCAGUAAGAUUAUGGUCACCAGAAACUGCAGAAACUUUAAGGUUGUAUGCAGCACACACACAAGAAAUAACGUCCCUAUGUUUCCAUCCAAAUUCAAUGUACUUUGCCAGCGGUUCGGCGGACAGAAAUAUUAGAAUGUGGACCAUAAAUGACCCAACUCCAGUUAGAUUGUUUCUGGAUUCGAGGGGAACCGUUUACACAUCGCAGUUCAGUCCUGGAGGAAAAUAUUUGGCAACGGCUGGAGUGGAUAAAGUCAUUAGGAUAUGGGAUUUGAUUGCUGGAAAACAAUACCUUGAAAUUAAAGCUGGCAACGAGAUUAUCACUCACUUGUGUUGGGGUGGCAAUGAUGAAAUGCUAUCUAGCUAUAGCAUGGACCAAGUUGUGAAAACAUGGCAGAUCAACACAAUAGAUAAUGAUGAUGAUGAGCAUAAACCUUGGAUCAUUUAUAAUUUACCUGGAAGACUUUUAUCUAUGUCAUAUACGUUUCAAACAUUUGGUUGUUUAUUAGCAAGUAGUCCUGGUCCUACGUAUACCGAAAACGAUCAUUCAAUGUAUAUGUAAAUACUAUUAUUGUAAAUAUAAAGGUUUAAAUAUAUU
Molecule: messenger RNA, 1805 nt
Organism: Nicrophorus vespilloides
Lineage: Eukaryota; Metazoa; Arthropoda; Insecta; Coleoptera; Silphidae
Product: TAF5-like RNA polymerase II p300/CBP-associated factor-associated factor 65 kDa subunit 5L
Exons: 1
Coding region: 87-1769 (560 amino acids)
Biological process (GO): transcription initiation at RNA polymerase II promoter
Cellular component (GO): transcription factor TFIID complex
Molecular function (GO): protein binding; RNA polymerase II general transcription initiation factor activity
Source: RefSeq, a predicted model, not a curated record